AUGAUGGAGUUCUGGUUGAUUUCGGUUCCUCUGGAUAAAAUCAGCUGUCAGUCUUUAGAGAAACUCAAACGGGUCGCAGCUAAAUCAGGUCUGGCCACGAGCUCCAGAUUCCAUGUCCCAGAGCUCAAGGUAGGAACACUGGAUGUGCUGCUGGGGGUUUCUGAUGACCUGUCCCGACUGGACUCCUAUACAGAGGGUGUGAUGCGUCAGACGUCUCAGUGUUUGGGUGAGGUGAUGGAAGAGUUCAGUGGAAAACUCCUGGAGAGCAUGCUGGCCAAUGGAGUGGACUUGGCAACAUAUGUGACCAGAUUUCAGUGGGACAGAGCCAAAUACCCCACUGCACAGCCCCUAAAGACCCUUAAUGACAUCAUCUCCAAACAAGUUUCUCAGGUGGACACUGAGUUGAAAUCACGCAGGGCUGCUUACAGUCACGUGAAAGCCAGCAUUCAAAGCUUUGAGCGAAAAAAUGAGGGAAGCUUGCAGACCCGUGCAUUGACCAAUAUUGUGAAGAAGGAGGACUUGGUCUUGAAUUCAGAGUACCUCACAACACUGCUAGUUGUGGUGCCCAGGACGGCGUAUGCACUAUGGGAGAAGACAUAUGAGUCGAUGUCAAUGUUUGUGGUUCCUCGUUCCAGCCGGUUGUUGGUUGAGGAUGCAGAAGCAGGGAUUUUCACAGUAACACUGUUUAAGCGUGUCAUCAGUGAAUUCAAAGCCAAAGCCAAAAAUCGCAAGUUUACAGUGCGGGAAUACAACCCGGAUGAGGCCGAGAAGCAAAAGCAGGAGAUGGGUCGUCUCGCUGUGGAUAAGAAAGAACUGCAUAGAACAUUUGUGUGUUGGCUGAAGGUGAACUUCAGUGAGAUCUUUGUGGCCUGGAUUCACGUCAAGGUCCUUCGGACAUUUGUUGAGUCAGUUCUCAGGUACGGUCUGCCGGUCAGUUUCCAGGCUGUUUUGUUCCAGCCCAGUAAGAAGAGUAUGAAGCAGCUUAGGAAGCAACUCAACUCUUUAUUCAAACACCUCGACCCAGCAGCUGUGACCGGUAAACCAGACGUGGGGCUUGAAAUCCCAGACGGAAGCACCGGACAGCAGGAAUAUUACUCCUACAUUUGUUAUCCUAUCAAAAUUAAUUUGGUGGAUCCAAGUUAGUGCUAAAUCAUGGAAUGAACUCAGGAAUUUUUGAAGUUAUUU
Ctenopharyngodon idella (grass carp) is the source of this 1185-nucleotide messenger RNA. It is a transcript of the gene atp6v1c2, whose product is annotated as ATPase H+ transporting V1 subunit C2. The transcript has 12 exons. Gene Ontology annotation, biological process: proton transmembrane transport. Gene Ontology annotation, cellular component: vacuolar proton-transporting V-type ATPase, V1 domain; lysosomal membrane. NCBI's taxonomy places the organism in Eukaryota, Metazoa, Chordata, Actinopteri, Cypriniformes, Xenocyprididae. The coding region runs from base 1 to 1143 and encodes 380 amino acids. Gene Ontology annotation, molecular function: proton-transporting ATPase activity, rotational mechanism. The record is from RefSeq and is a predicted model, not a curated record.